UGCGCCAUGGGUUACGCACAACGUCAUUGUAAACGCACGCCAAUUAAAACGCUGUACAUGAUCAGCUGACGUGGCGUCAAACACGGAAGAGCUGCUGAACAUGAUGGAACCGGUGGAUGAAGCAGUGCUUGCCACCGAGAGGUAUGGCUCUCAAGAAACGUGGAAGUACCGACUGCGGGACGGUGUGAUGAAGAGAGAAAGACUAGGCGAAGGUAGCUUCCGCAGAGGGAGUUCCAUCACUGCUGCUUUCAAAAGUAUUUUCCUGCCUCAAGGCUACCCAGAGAGUGUCAGUGAGGAUUACCUGCAGUAUCAGUUCUGGGACACUGUACAGGCAUUUGCCAGCUCUCUUUCGGGCACCCUAGCCACCCAGGCAUCCUUAAGGGGUGUAGGGGUUGGAAACCAAGAAGCAACGGUUGCGGCUGCAACCAUUACCUGGCUACUAAGAGAUGGCACUGGAAUGCUUGGGAGGAUCUUGUUUGCGUGGUUAAAAGGGAGCAAGCUAGACUCAGAGGCCAAGACAUGGAGGCUCUUUGCUGAUAUUCUCAAUGAUAUUGCCAUGUUCAUUGAAAUCUUGGCCCCGCACUAUCCCCCUUUGUUCACGCUCAUUAUCUGCAUAGCUGGCAUCUUUAAGUCAAUAGUAGGAGUGGCUGGUGGAGCCACUAGAGCGGCCCUAACAGUCCACCAGGCUCGAAGAAACAACAUGGCAGACAUCUCCGCAAAAGAUGGAAGUCAGGAGACCUUGGUGAAUUUAGCUGGUCUGCUGGUUAGCCUUGUGCUAAUUCCUCUGGUGACAGACAAUCCUAUGUUGACAUUUGUCCUUUUCUUCCUGUUCACAACCUUACACCUUUUCGCCAAUUACAAAGCAGUACGUUCUGUUGUCAUGGAGACCCUUAACGAGGCCAGACUGUCCAUUGUUCUGCACCAAUAUUUGUCUGAUGGCAGGGUCCUCAGUCCACGGGAGGCUAACCAAAGAGAGCCAGUAUUUCUGGAACUGCAGAAGGAAGUGCCUGUAAAACUAGGAGUGAGUCUGAGGGAACUAGUUCAAGCACCUCAGGACCUAAAGAUGGCCUUGAAAAACAACCACAAGCCCUUCCUCAUUGGCAUCAGACGAGGCUGUGUGUGUGUGUGUUUGGCAAGUGACACAUCAGUUCAUGAAGAGAUCGAGGCAGCCUGUCAGGCGGUGUGUCUCAGCACAGUGUUGAAGGCCUCGCCGCCACCCCAGGAAGCACUCAAGCAGCUGUCAGCGUCAAAGAGUCAAGACCCAUGGGUUUUGGUGUCUGACAGUUACAAGUUCAUGGACCAGAUGUUUCAGCCUUUCCUCAGAGACCUGAAUGAGGCCAGAUGGCACACAGACAGAACACUUCUGGAUUGGAAUGAGUGGAGAGUCGACUGGAGGAAGAAGAUGAGCUAAAAUCUGACGUCUCAACCAGAGAGAAAGGACUGGAGAAAAACAAAAUGGAAAAGAAAUGUAGUGCAGUUUAUGGGAAUGUGAUCAUAUCAGUAAAGCCCGUCAGGCGUGGACUGAUACGAUGAUAUAUGGACCAAGUUUGGUUGUAUGGACCAAGUUCUGUUUUCUAAACCAAAUAUAUACCAAACAGUAGCAUGGCUAUUGCUGGGCUUGUCUGUAAUGCUAGUAUGUAUUUGGAACUAAACAAUCAAGUGAAUGGCAAUGCUUAAUUUCUAGUAAAUGGAUGUUAUGAUUAUAUUACUCUGAAUAUUUCUGAAUGGAUUUCACAGUUGAUUCCUAAUAAAUCAAUUGACUUUU
This is a messenger RNA of Clupea harengus (Atlantic herring), 1765 nucleotides long. It is a transcript of the gene rusf1, whose product is annotated as RUS family member 1. NCBI's taxonomy places the organism in Eukaryota, Metazoa, Chordata, Actinopteri, Clupeiformes, Clupeidae. The record is from RefSeq and is a predicted model, not a curated record.